Messenger RNA from Cheilinus undulatus (humphead wrasse), 5336 nucleotides. RefSeq names its product zinc finger protein 609-like. Bases 600 to 4607 code for a protein of 1335 amino acids. The record is from RefSeq and is a predicted model, not a curated record. Gene Ontology annotation, cellular component: nucleus. NCBI's taxonomy places the organism in Eukaryota, Metazoa, Chordata, Actinopteri, Labriformes, Labridae. Gene Ontology annotation, biological process: regulation of transcription by RNA polymerase II. The transcript is spliced from 10 exons.
GACUGCUGUGAUCCAGUAUCCGUGUUUUGGCUGCAUUGUAACCUAACAGCCAUUUAGCCCCACUGUGCUGUUUGUCUGUCUGUUGCUGUCUGCGUGUCUUUUACCCGGGAUAACGUCUAUGUGGAAACUCUGGGAAUAUCACACCUGAUCAUGGAAUACCUGGAAUUAGUCUAACUUCCACCCAGGACCGAGCAGUGACUCCAGAAUGUCGGUGUUUCCCGCUGUUUGCCCGUUUUCUCCGGGAUGUGACCGUGUGAUGGCUGCGGUCCAGUGAACUGGGAGCACGUUGACUGACUGCUCUGCCUGCUCAACCCACCAGUUUGUUAGCUUCUCUGAACUGGUUGAACUGGGAUUACUGGAACCUAUGGAGUGCACAUGAAAGCUUGUCGGAACGGGAUUACACACGGGCUCCACUCACUGUGACUGUCUGACAGACCAGGCCUGAGGGGCACUUUAGCUGUGGACGCACACAUUAUCAGGAGGAGAUGUGGGGAGCAGGGAGGAGGCGCGGGGUCCUACCCUGAGGAGGCGUCCUGCGGCUGGGAGGAGCACGGCCCUCCUGCAGCCCUCCUGCGGCGCUCCGGGACGCUCCUACUAAGAUGUCCCUCAGCAGCGGCCCUGCAGGCGGGAAAGGUGUGGACUCCAACGCGGUGGACACAUACGACAGCGGCGAUGAGUGGGAUAUCGGUGUUGGGAAUCUGAUCAUUGACCUGGAUGCCGACUUGGAGAAAGACAAAUUAGAAAUGUCGAGCAGUAAAGAGGGAGGGGGCAUGGCGGCCCCUCCCAGCGCCGUGGCUGCUUUACCUGAUAAUAUAAAGUUUGUUAGUCCUGUAGCCGCCGCGCAGGGCAAAGAGAGUAAAUCCAAAUCCAAGCGUAGUAAAAACUCUAAGGAGAGCGUGAAGGCCCCCGUCUCAGACGGAGCCAAGAAGGAGGUGCAGGGUCGGACCCCAGGAGACCCGCCCCCCCAGAACCCUAACUCUACCCCCACUAAGGGAACUGACAAGUCCAGUAAACCCUCCAGAAACCUCCCCGCAGUGAAGAAGGACAAAGAUGUGGUGUCUGGGAAAUCUAAGAAGGAGAAAAUGGACGUAGGAGCCACAGGAGUGGUCAACACUGAGAAAGAGACUGUGGCCCCCAUCCUGCCACUGGGGGCCCCUCGUAGCGGUCCUUUCGAGGGCCAACAAAACCCGGAGUUGGCUGCUGCCGAGCAGCUCGGGAAUAUGGCUCUGGACUCUGCAGGGAUUGGCCAACCAGCAGACCCGGAGGAGGUGGACAACGGAGACUGCAGGAACCUGAAGAAGGUGGUCGGCGUGAAGAUGGAGUCGCCGGUCUCCACCCCCGCUCCUCCUCCUCUCCACCUCCUUGCUCCUGUCACCAACAGCGAAAUCUCGUCCCCCUGCGAGCAGAUCAUGGUCCGCACACGCUCAGUAGCAGUGAACACAGCGGACGCAGCGCUGGCCACGGAGCCGGAGUGCUUGGGACCCUGUGAGCCCGGGACAAGCGUCAACCUGGAGGGCAUCGUGUGGCAGGAGACCGAGGAUGGCAUGCUGGUCGUAAACGUCACCUGGAGGAAUAAGACGUAUGUUGGAACUCUGCUGGACUGUACGAGACAUGAUUGGGCACCGCCGAGGUUCUGUGAUUCUCCCACCAGUGAUGUGGAGAUGCGGAGCGGCCGCGGUCGGGGGAAGAGGAUGCGUCCCAGCAGCAACACGCCGCUGAACGACAACAGCAAUUCCUCCGACAACAAAGGCAGCGGCAGCAGCAAGACACGUGGCGCUGCGGCCAACAGCAAAGGGCGGCGGGGAAGCCAGACAACCGGCGCCGAGGACGUCAAGGCGAGCCCCUCCUCCACCAAGAGGAAGACCAAACCGGCCUCUGACAUGGAGCCCACCUCCAGCUCCGAGGACACCAAGGUGUCAAAGAGGAUGAGAACCAACUCCACCGGUGCCGCGCUCCCCAUCCCUGGAGGAAAAUCUGAGCCCCUCCCUCACCCACAGCUAGACCGGACCUGCCCCUCCCCCGUGCUCAUCGACUGCCCCCACCCCAACUGCAACAAGAAGUACAAGCACAUCAACGGGCUCAAGUACCACCAAGCCCGAGCCCACAAUGACCACGACGUACGGUUGGACCAGGACGCCGACAGCGAGUACGGGGACGACCCCGCCCUCCAUCCUGAUCCCGCCUCCUGCAAUGGUGCUGCUAUCUCCCCUGCCCGCUCUGCCACGCCAAAAGGGCGGGGUUUCGAUGCCCCAUCGCCCUCGCCAGGGAAGCUGAGGGGUAAGAAGAAGGCGGGGGAGCUGGAGAUAGAGGUGACGGAUGGCGGCGAAGAAGGGGUGUGUCUAACAGACGAGGCGAGCAAUGACGGUAUGGAUGACAGGAAGGCCAAGAAGACGGCGGCGGGGGGCAAACCUGAUAAACUGUCUCAGAAAGGUUUGAAGCAGACCCGCCCUGUAGCCCCCGCUGCCCCCGGCGCCCCCUCACCCUACGCCCUGCAGGCGUCCUCCCCCGCUCUGGGCUCUGUGGUACAGUCUGUCCCGAAGAGCCCCCAGAUGAAGAACAUCCAACCCAAAGCCCCGCCCCUGGCUGACCCCGCCUCCAGCCCCACCCUCUCCAAGGAAAAGAAGAAAAAGGAGAAGAAAAAGAGGGAGGGGCCAAAGGAGGAGGACAGCCCUAAGGCGGCAGGGAAGGAGGGGAGGAGCCCGUACUCAGAGGACGCUCUGCUGAACGGCGCCUCAGAGGCUCAUCAGAGCCGGCUCGCCAGCAUCAAGGCCGAGGCCGAUAAGGUGUAUAGCUUCUCUGACAAUGCCCCCAGCCCGUCGAUCGGCGGCAGCAGCAGGGCGGAGCCAGGCAUCGCGCCGCCACUCCACCUCAACCAGAACGGAGCCGACAACGCCUCUGUGAAAACCAGCAGCCCUGCCUACUCAGACAUCUCUGACGCAGGUGAAGACGGCGAAGGGAAAACAGAGGGCGUGAAGGUGAAGACGGAGCCGGAUCAGGCGCCACGGGAAGGCGCUAAGAAGGCGCUGUUCCCGCCGCAGCCGUCCAGCAAAGACUCGCCAUACUACCCCAACUAUGACUCAUACUACUCACCCAGCUACACCAACCCCAGCCCAGGGGCCGCUCCCACAGUCCCACCACACGGGGACGCCGCUCAGGUGAAGGUGAAAAGGGAGGAGGAGCCUGAAAUGGUGGAGGAGUCUAAACUUAAGGUGGAGCCUGCAGAAGAGAGGAAGGUGGAGCCUCAGCAGCCAUCAGUCAUCCAGCAGCGCUCCAACAUGUACGCCCAGCCCAUGUACUACAACCAGUACUACGUCCCCUCCUACUCGUACUCCCCCGACCAGGCCUACCACGCACACCUUCUCGCCUCUAACCCCGCCUAUCGCCAGCAGUACGAGGAGCGCCAACGCCAAGCUGACAAUAAGAAGGCGGAAGGAAAGGAACGGGAGGCCAGUGGGAAGGAAGAGUGGAAGCAGAAGGUGUCGGUUCCCCCCACGCUGACCAGGGCCCCCAGCCUCACCGACCUCACCUCUAAGGCGGGGCUGAACCCGGCAAAGUCCAAAGAGCCGCCGCCACCAUCAGAACAGGCCAAGUCUGUGAUCAUGGCAAAGGGAGAGGAGUCCAAAACCCCCACCGCCCAACCAGAGGGCCUGAAGAUGAAGCUGAGUGAAGCAGGGCAUCAUGGGAAAGAGGAGGGCAAGCCAGGGGCGGAGUCAGGCCGGCCAGGAGGUGUGGAGCCCGCCAUGUGGUACAGACAGGAACCAGACACUCGCUUAUGGCCCUACGUCUACCCCAACAAGUACUCUGAAGCUCCGAAACCUCAGGAGGAGGAGCGCUGGAAGGAUGAGCGGGAGAGGGAGCGAGAGAGGGAGAGGGAGCGAGACAGGAAGGGAAAGGAGGAGAGGCCAAGGCCGAAGGAGGGUCUGGUAAAAGAAGAGGUGAAGGAGGGGGCGGAGGGAAGGACUCAACUCCCUCCAGAGGAGCACCGAGGAGGAGGAGGGAAGGAAGCCAGACCCCCUCACAUGCAGUUCUCCUCCUCCUUGGCCCAGCACCAGGGCUACAUGCCCUACAUGCACGGACCGUACGCCUACAGCCACGGCUACGAGCCCAACCACCCCGGAUACAGAGGCAUGCCUUCGGUCAUGAUGCAGAACUACCCGGGCUCCUACCUGCCUCCUGGUUACUCCUUCCCCUCGUACGGAGGGAAGGUGGCAGCAGGGGAGGAGGGCGAGAAGGCCUCCAGGUCCAGUCCCACGGUGAAGCCGCCAGGUGAGGCCAAAGCCCUGGACCUGCUGCAGCAGCACGCCAGCCAGUACAAGAGCAAGUCCCCGUCCAUCCCCGAAUCCAAACCGCCACACGACCGAGAGAGAGAGCGAGAGAGAGACAGAGACAGGGAGCGGGACAGAGAAAGAGACAGAGAGAGAGAGGGCGACCGGCCACGAUCCUCCCCCUCACAACGCAUCCUACCCUCCCAUCAUCCCCUGGGGUACCCGCUGCUGUCGGGACAGUACGACCUGUCCUACGCCUCAGGUCUCUCCUCUUCAGCCAUCGUCGCCAGUCAGCAGGCGUCCGCCUCGUCCAUGUACCCGCCCUCACGGAGGCACACCUGAUUGGUCGGCCUUCAGCCUUCAGGAGUCAUGUGACCGGAUCACAUGAGGAAGCGUUUCUGUUUGAGCAUCAGUUCAAUGGUGUUUGUGUACGUUUGAUUUCCUGCCUGGACGUCCGGCCAGCUGCUCCGCCCCCUCACUGGACCGACCGCCGAGACCCCCGGAGGACAUCAGGCUCUCGAUCUACUGAUCCUACUGGUCCUACUGGUCCUACUGGUCCUACUGGUUACCAUGGUGCUGGGGAAGGCAGGCAGCACAGGCGUGGGCUCACAGACUGACGGCAGAGAGGAAGUAGGCGGAGUCACAGCAGGUUGAUUUGGACAUUUCUGGGUGGCGUCGAAGCGUUCUCCUUCAGCUGUGACAUCACCUCGCAGACUCCGCCCACAGCGACCUCAGAGCAGCAGGCGUCGUCUCUCUUUGACCUGGAAGUCUCUCAGCUUCACAGGACGUCACAAUCGCUGGGGCGGGAGGAGGACGGACCAAUCAGAGGGCAGCUUUGGGACUGAUGCGGCGUCCUCUGGCUCCUCCCCCUCAGUGUGUAGCUGUACUGUACUCGGUGUACGUGUGUGAGCGUGUGUGAGCGUGCGUGCGUGUAAAUACUGUACAGAGGAAUUAUUUUAAAGAGCCUGUUGGAUGCCGGUGGAUUUCCUACUCUUCUUUUUGUCUGGUAGCCUCUGCCUCUGUUUUUCUACUGUUGUUGAUCUGAUAUUAAACCUGUAGCUGGUGGAACGG